AUGCGGCAGCACCACCGGCAGCAGCAGCAGCAGCAGCUGCUGCUGCUGCUGCUGUUGCUUCUGGGGGAAGCCCUUCUGGGGACUCUCUCGACUGCAGCAGCAGCAGCAGCUGAUGAAGUCCAGGGUGUGCAGCAGCAGCAGCACAGCCAGGGAACCCUUCCUGAAAUCGGGGCUCCAGCAGCAGCAGCAGCAGCAGCAGGAGCAGCAGCAGCAGCAGCAGAACCAGCAGCAGCAGCAGCAGCAGCAGCAGCAGAGCCAUCAACGGCCGCUGCAACGGUCAGCAACUCAGUAUCUUCCGGCGAUGUUGCUGCAGCAGGAGUUCCGGAUGAGCAGCAGCAGCAGCAGGUGCAGCAGCAGCAGCAGCAGCACCAGCAGCAGGAACUGUCUGAGUUGCCGCCGCUGCAACUGCAGCAAACUCAACAGGAGCAGCAGCAGGAGCAGCUGUCGAAGCUGCUGCAGCUGCAGCAGGAGCAGCAGCUAUGGCAAGUAAAACAGCUAGAGGAGCAGCUGCAGCAGGUGCAGCAGCAGCAUGAGCAGUGGCAGCAGCCCUCUAGCCACGAGCUGCAGCAGCAGCUGCAGCAGGUACAGGCACUGCAGCAGCAGCUGCAGCAGCAGCAGGUCCUGCUGGAGCAGCAGCAGCAGCAGCUGCAGCAGCUGGAGCAGCAGCAGCAGCAGCAGCAGCAGCAGCUGAAGCAGCAGCAGCAGCUGAAGCAGCAGCAGCAGAUGCCACUGGGCCAGGCGGUUGUGCAGCUGCGAGACAUGAUAGAGAAGCAGCAGAAGAUUGAGGCGCAGCAGCAGCUGCUGCAGCAGCUGCAGCUGCAGCAGCUGCAGCUGCUGCUGCAUCACCAAGCUCCAGUUAGCGCCGUAACAGCAGCAACAAGAGCAGCAGCAGCAGCAGCAGCAGCCCAGGAGCCCCUCACUGUCAAAGAUAUAAUAAAGCUAGCAAGGUCUUCUCUUCAAGCCAGCAGCAGCAGCUCUGCUGCUGCUGCAGCUGCAGCAGCAGCAGCAGCAGCAGACGAAGACCCUGUGGGGUUGGAGGCAGCAGAAGCAGCAGAAGAGUCUCUACAGAGGCAGCUGCUGCAGCUGUCAGCAGCAGCUGCUGCAAACAGCAGCAGCAGCAGCAACGAUUUCGAAAGCUACUGCAAGCAGAUAUUUUCGCGGGAAAGCCGCAGCCCAGCCCCAAUAACCUUUGGAGACUCGGCGGAGUUCGUGGGGGGCCCUGGGGGCCCCUCGCGUCUGCACACUUUCAUUUUAAAUCUAAAAGAUUUGGAGCCGCUGCUGCAGCAAACAGCAGCAGCAGCAGCAGCAGCACAGCAGCCUCUGAUUUCCUUCUAUGCCACCGCAGACUCGCCGAUGAGCGUCCGCAAGGGUUUAGGGUUUGGGGUUUAG
Eimeria tenella is the source of this 1389-nucleotide messenger RNA. RefSeq lists its product as uncharacterized. NCBI's taxonomy places the organism in Eukaryota, Apicomplexa, Conoidasida, Eucoccidiorida, Eimeriidae. The coding region runs from base 1 to 1389 and encodes 462 amino acids. The record is from RefSeq and is a predicted model, not a curated record. The transcript has 2 exons.